Lingula anatina is the source of this 3415-nucleotide messenger RNA. RefSeq names its product protein FAM110B. Lineage: Eukaryota; Metazoa; Brachiopoda; Lingulata; Lingulida; Lingulidae. The record is from RefSeq and is a predicted model, not a curated record.
AUUUAUCUCGCAUUUUGGCGACUUCCUCUGCUUAUAUCACUCAUGCUGGACAGAUCGACCAGACACUGACUCCACAAAUGCUACAAGAGGGCCAACAACUAGUCCACAUGACAUUGGCCUUUUUGUAUGCAUGAAGCUGUGAGGAGUGCUUCUGAAUGGCAAAGAGGUCACACUUAGCUAUGUAAUGUAUAGGAAAUGAAGCAGUCAGAGAACAAAGAUCUUGUGGCUGUCAUGCCUUGUUGUGAAUGAAUCAAAGGAGGGCUGAGAUUAUUUGGGCUGGUAAGCUCGUAGAGAAGAUUAGAUGAGGGUGUGUUGGAGAUAAUACAGUAAUAACUGGUACGUGAUGUAGGUGCACAGAAUGUCUCUGAGCAGAUAUAGCUGGGAUGAAGAUGCUCUUUCUUUGGAGUAAUCAAAGUCAAACACUCAUCACAGAUGGAUCUACCAGGUGCUUGUGAAAAUGGAACUACUGGGUAUAUAGCAAACGGCUGAUUACAUAGGAGCCUGAUGGACUUUAUAAGUGUCAUGAAUAUUUUUUUCACAAUUCAAUGGCUGUGUAUGGGAUAAAUUGAAUUGUACCCCCAAGCACAGGAAUGAUUGUUGUGUUGACACAGUGAUAAAAGACAUCUGCAAAUAGACUUUGUUGAGUGGCGGAAUUUCCUCCCCCACACCGCAGUUGUGAAUGAUAUUGAAACUGGUCCAAACCACUUCUCUGAGAGCCAUCAUAUGAAAAUGACUAUUUUAAAGAGAGUUUCUCCCGUCUAACACCUGAAACACACUGAAGAGCAAUUUAUGAAUUGAGUUUUUGUCAUUGGUCCUCCUGCUUGUGCCACUAGGUACUGUAUGGACCGUAGGAGUUAAAGAGAAGAGAACUGACAGCAUGAAACCAGCCAGUGGCAACAGUUAUAGCAAGGGAACACCCCUGAAAAUUCUUAACAAGGGACCAGAUUACUUCAGGGAGCGAGUGAUGAAAAGAUCAUCAGGUAUGAUGAUGGUGCCAAGUAGAUGUAAGAGUGCUGUUCAACUGCUGGAAGAAACAAAAUCCCAGUAUGUGAAAAGUACAACAGUUCUAGUCAACAAGCAGAAACCAAGGAAUGCUGAAAAUCUUCAAGUUGGAACCAGGCAGAAGAAUUUAGCACCCCCCAGUGAAUUGGAUGGUAAAAACAACAUUGCUACCAUUGAUCGAGGACAGUUGCAGGCAGAUGUUCUUUCCAAUACAGCCACAGCUCAAUGUAGGUCCAGCCCAAACUUUUCAGCGGCACAUGUAAGAGGUUCUGCUGAACUUCAUUGUAGACUGAAACUGCAAGGCCAAGAGUCCUGCUGCUCAGGACCAAAUGCUCAGAUUGCCAAAGAUUUAGACAGUUUUACAGAGAGUUCCAGGGAUCCAGUUGGUGACAGUCCCCCUCCUAAAUCAGUCUUGUAUAAAAGAACAAGGCAGCAAAUUGGAGGCGAUGCAAGUGCAAUAAUAGCUAGUAGUAAUGGGGGAGCGACAGGCUCUGGACAGUCACCUUAUUUUAAAAGAGCUCGUCAGCAGGAUUCUGUCAAUAUUACUUCACAGCAGCAUAAUCAAAAAAUGAAUUCUAUUGAUCGAAACAGUCAAACCAAGUCCAGUAUUAAGUCUACUUCUUCUCGAGGUAGUACUGGACAUGGAUCACCUCGAAGGAUUGAUGUCAGGCCUAAGAUAACCAUUCUGGAACCUGUCCAUCUCGAGUCCUCCUCCCACCCUGUUCCCCAGAGUGGAUGGAGAGAUUACCGUGGCACAGCCAACUCAUCAGAUAAUCAGUACACCACAGAUGAGCAGAGCAGCUCACAGGGUGAAGGUACAGGAGAUAGCAUCGUACGCCUUCGUCCUAGAAGAUACAGUAUACAGCGUUCACGAUCAGAUCUCAGUCACAGGUUCAACCGAAAUAGUAAUGACUUCUCAGAUAUGAGCUCUCGGCUUUCUCGCACCAGUACAGACUUGGAAAAGUUUUUCAAUGAGAUGGGAUUGGAGGGUAGUGUCAUUGGACCCAUGCUGAAGUCACAGACUGAGUCAAAAGAUGAAUUACAGAUUUUUGAGAGUGCCAGCUCUCUAGCUUCUCCUGCUAAAUGGAGUGUAUGCAGCGGCGAUUCUCGACUGGACUUAGAUGGCCGGGCAACCCCAACUUCAGUAGUGGAGAGAAAUGCUAGGAUAAUAAAAUGGCUUUGCAAUGUGCGGAAGGCAAGGUCUAGAAGUACGUCAGAACUGGAAUAGACAUUAACACUAGCUUACAAUAUUGUAUUAACAAGUUAGUAUUGAUCACAGAAUGACAAUAACCUUAAGGCAGUCAAUCUCUUCAAAGAGGUUUCCUGGGAUCCAGAACACCAAUAUUGACACUUCAGCAUUUUCAAGCCAUGAAGUAAGAUAAUUGCAUCCAUUUAAAUGAUCUUGAAAUAACAGAUGAUUGCAUGAAAUGUAUGUUUAUAUCUGAAACUAUAUGAAAGAACUCAUGCAACAAAGUCAUUUUUGGCGUAAAAAUCAAUGUUAAUUGGUUUUGGGAGAAAGGUAGACCCAAGGAAUUGCGUAGAAGAAAAAAAGGCAAAAAAGUAAAAAUAAGUCUGACAUAGGGUGCUGAAACACAGGAAAAAAAGUACAAGGUGUAAGUUAUUUUCAAUCUAUAAAACUAUACAUACUGUGCAAAAAAAAUUACAUGUAUGCUUUACAACCUGUGGAGUACCUUACUAUUACCUUAAUUAUGAUGACAGAGUAGUAUUGCAUUAAUAAUUUUAGACUGAUGUCUGUAAGAAGGCAUAAAAUUUUAAAGAAAGAAUGAAAAUUAUGUGAACUAUAUGUACCUUCAAGAAAUUUGCUGAAAACAGUAAACUAACCAGUGUAGCACUGUUCAGUGCAGUUGAAGAUCAAAUGAACAAAUGUAAUGGAUAGGGAAUUCCUAAUUAAAAUGACCAUUUUGAUUUGAACUUUACCUACCAGUGUCAAUUGUACAUGCCCUUUCCAUGUGAAAAGUUGCAUUAAAUACAAUUUCUGAUCAAUUGUGCAUGUAUUCCACAUAAAUCUGACAAAUUAUUUGCCUUCUUUCUCCAUUUGAAGCCUUUGUUUAAACUUGUAUUUCAAUUUUUCAUGUGCAAUAAUCAUAUACCUUUAAUCUAGGUUAUGUAUUACUUAACUGAUUCUUACCUAGUUUAAAUGUUUUUUUAAAUUUAUUAUUUUUAUUUUAUUAUUAUUUUUUUCAAAUUAACUCGCUUUUGCAUCUUUUUUUUUAAAGAUAGAGCAAGUUGCUUCUGAAAUAUUGGACAGGUAAAAGGCGCUUCUCAUAAAGUUUUGAUGAAAUAUGAUGCCUCAGGCCAAAGCAUAGGCCAACUGUUUAGUUCCAUCAAUUUUUGAAUGAUAUCACACAAAUGAUAUAUUAUUUGCUCCCUCAAUGUGACUAAAUAAAAAUUU